AAGAUGGAGAAAAUUUCAAAUAAUAUUAUGGUGAUGAGAAUGAGGGUCUAACAUUGAUAGUUGAUGAAUUAUAUCCAAUAUUAGUAUAUCAAUGACAUUACGAUACUUCAAAUAGUCAUCCAAUCCACCCAAAAACUAUUAGAAAAGUUGUAUCCAUACAACCAAACUCUAAUGUAGUGGAAAUCUCAUCAAUAUCUAUUAAACUGAUUGAACAGUACCAAUUCUCCAUAAUCACCUUAACAAAACCAUUAAAUAACCCAGCCCCAAGUGCCCCUAUCACCACCACUAUUACUUAACCAUAUGCACCAUCACACUCUCAGUCCACCACAACCAAAAUCAACUCAAAUACUCCAAAACUCAACGUUUUAUUCCAUUUUCCAAUCCUCACCAUACUUAACAGAAUUUGGUCACGUGAAAAUGUGGCCCGUAACAUCAAAAAUCCACUAUACAAACCUUCAAUAAAACAACCUUCAAUAAAGCCAUCAAAAUCAAUGAUAUUCACCUAUUUUAACACUCAAACCCUCAUAAAACCAUCCUCUACAAAGAAUUGGGUUC
Messenger RNA from Hansenula anomala, 555 nucleotides. RefSeq lists its product as uncharacterized. Lineage: Eukaryota; Fungi; Ascomycota; Saccharomycetes; Phaffomycetales; Wickerhamomycetaceae. Bases 301 to 462 code for a protein of 53 amino acids. The record is from RefSeq and is a predicted model, not a curated record. The transcript has a single exon.